AUGCACAGAAAUAAUUUUAAAAUCUCAAUAGAUGAUGUUUCAAUUAAUAUUUGGUCAGGAUAUGAAUGUAUUCAUGAUAGAAUAGUUGCUCAGUCACAAACAUGGAUUCGGCAUUUUCCAGAUGUUAACAUUUUUACUGACUAUUUUCCAAGAAAAUAUUAUUCGAAGAUUGUAGACAUUGCCAAGCCUUCUAAAAUACACAUUCAUGAGCUUGGUAACUGUGCAAGACACCUUUGGAGACCAAAUGGAUGGGAAAGAGCUCAACCUCGUUUUGUUAAAUCCAUGGAUGAAUCUUUUAAUCAAAACAGUUCUAAAAAAUGGUAUGCUUUUCUUGAUGAUGAUUCAUAUAUUUCACGUGAUACACUUAUUGAUAUUGUUUCACGCUUUAAUGAGUCUGAACCUAUUGUAAUUGGGAAAUUUUAUUGUGCUUGGCCAGAUGUUGUCUUCGGAAAGGAUCAUUCGCAAGACUGCCUUAGUUUUCCACAAGGAGGCGCUGGCGUUGUUAUUAGUAAUUCGAUGAUGAAAUUAUUGAAACCACAUUUCCUUGAAUGCAAUAAAAAGUAUAACGAUAGACAUUACGCUGGCUCAAUGCGUUUCGCAAAAUGCAUAUCAGAUUAUAUAGAUCCAGAAACUUGGAAAUUUGGAAAAGGAAUACAAAACUUUAAAUCACAAUUUUUCUCAAGACCACCAUUAAUGGAGAUAGAAGAUGGCCUAUGCAAUCGCCCACCUGCAACAUUUCAUAAACUUUUACCUAAAGAAAUCCUUUUUGCUCAUAACGGAAUGUACUCACAAUGGACAAACUCACGAAAUGAAGAAAAUUAUGUCUCAUGGAGUCGAUAUGCAUGCAGAAAAAUUAAAAUUCCAUAUGAAAACAAUUUUGAUGAAAUUUUCCUUAGAUUUGGUUAUGCGUUAACCGAAGACUCCAAAAAUUCCAUCCUAUCUAAGGCUGUUUCUCCAAUUUAUCCAACAUUCGAAGUUGAUUCCAUUUUUAAUGAAACUCAGGUUCCUAAAGUAUACCAACAAGAGUUUUCUGGUAGUGUUCAUGCAACAUUCCACUGCUGCGACGAAUGCGAUAAUGUUACUUUUUAUAAAAAGGAUGAAGGAGAAAUCAUCAAUUUUCAUUUCAGAAUUAAAUGCCCAGAAGUAAAAGUGUUAUAA
Trichomonas vaginalis G3 is the source of this 1158-nucleotide messenger RNA. RefSeq names its product glycosyltransferase family 31 protein family. Gene Ontology annotation, cellular component: membrane. The transcript has a single exon. Gene Ontology annotation, molecular function: glycosyltransferase activity. Bases 1 to 1158 code for a protein of 385 amino acids. NCBI's taxonomy places the organism in Eukaryota, Parabasalia, Trichomonadida, Trichomonadidae. The record is from RefSeq and is a predicted model, not a curated record.